This is a messenger RNA of Penicillium daleae, 1329 nucleotides long. RefSeq names its product iron-sulfur cluster assembly protein CIA1 (gene cia1). The coding region runs from base 1 to 1329 and encodes 442 amino acids. Gene Ontology annotation, biological process: iron-sulfur cluster assembly. The record is from RefSeq and is a predicted model, not a curated record. The transcript has a single exon. Gene Ontology annotation, cellular component: cytosolic [4Fe-4S] assembly targeting complex. Lineage: Eukaryota; Fungi; Ascomycota; Eurotiomycetes; Eurotiales; Aspergillaceae. Gene Ontology annotation, molecular function: protein binding.
AUGGCCAAGCCAAACCUUACCCUCCUCUCAGACCUCACACCACCCUCCCUGGAACGAGCAUGGCUCACAGCCCCGCACCCCACCCUACCCAUCGUCGCAACUUGCAGCUCCGACAAGACCGUGCGAGUAUACUCGCUCACGAACUUCAAGCUCCUCUCCACAAUCACAGGCGGACACAAGCGCAGCGUACGUACCGCCGCCUGGAAGCCCCACGUGCAAGGUGAAAGCGUGCUCGCGACUGGCUCCUUCGACGCUACUGUCGGCGUCUGGCGGCGGUGGGAUAGCUAUGGGCGUGCGGAAGGUGGCGGCGUGGGGUGGGGAGGUAACGGCACCAAUGCCGAUACUGAUGGCGACCCCAAUGGCCCUGCAGUGGAUAAUGGCGAGGAAGACGAAGAAUGGCGAUUUGCGGUGCUGUUGGAUGGGCAUGACAGCGAGGUCAAGUCAGUCUCGUGGUCUGCCUCGGGAAUGCUGUUGGCGACGUGCGCGCGGGACAAGUCAAUCUGGAUCUGGGAGGACUUGGAUGAUGGUGACAAUAACUUUGAGACGGUGGCGGUGAUGCAAGAGCAUGGCGGUGAUGUGAAGUGUGUUGCGUGGCAUCCUGCGGAAGAGUGUCUUGCGAGCGGUGGCUACGAUGAUACAAUUCGAAUCUGGCGUGAGGACUUGGACGAUUGGGGCCAAGUGGCGUGCAUCAAGGGGCACGGGGGCACGGUGUGGUUCCUAGACUGGGAGAGCGUGGAUAAUAUUCCCUCGACAUCUACCUCUUCACCAGAGGAGAGCGCGGAGCUUGUGAGCCAAUGGCGCGAGCAGCGUGCAUUGUCUGGACCACGUCUGAUUACUUGCUCGGAUGACCGAACUGUUCGUAUCUGGCGCCGAUUGCCGAAAGAAAGCACAACCGCAGGCCUGAACUCGUCUGCAGCGACUGGCAUCCCGAGUAUCAUUCGGCCCACUGGGACGGAUGAGACGUGGGAGGAAGAUACGGUGCUGCCGCAUGCACACGAGCUGGCAGUGUACGCCGUGGCUUGGAGUCGGCGAAGCGGACUUGUCGCGUCUGUGGGGGCUGAUGGGCGGAUUGUGCUGUAUAAGGAACGACUUGUCAAGCCGACGGCGACUGAUGCAGAUGCUAUGGAUACCGAGACUACGGAGAAGCGGUCUGUCAAGACGGAAUGGUCUAUUCUUGCGGUGGUGGAUGGUGCGCAUGGCAUCUAUGAGAUCAACCACGCUGCUUGGGCGAAGCGCGCGGAUCGGGGGUCUACGGAAGGCCAGGAGGAAGAGGUUUUGGUGACGUCUGCAGACGAUGGGAGUGUGAAGGUGUGGACGCUGCAGUGGUGA